UCAUGUUUGUUCAAGGGUAGUAUUAUCCAGAAGAAUUUAGGCUUUUGGCCAUAAGUCAAAAAUUCGAUAUCUGAUCACCUAUAAAAAAGGCAGUUUCAUGCUUUACGCUCUAUGCAGCAUUGGGGUCCACUGUGAACGGAUGUUAAAAAAAUUCGGUUGAAACAGCAAAACACAAGUGAGAGUCUCACUACGCUUAUAUUUCCACUGGUACCAUAUAUAAUUGUCGCCAAUUUUGCGCGAAAUUUCUAUUUACGAAAUGCUCCUCUGGUUUGUUGGCGCUGUGGCUGUGAUGCUGACUUUCAUGGUAAGUGCUUUUAACUAUUUUGCUUCUGCUUAAUUUGUGUCAAACAUGAGCUCAGAGCGCUGGUGGCUAAUCUAUAAAGAACACCGCUAAUGGGACUCGUCAAAAUAAAAAAAAGGAAGAAUUCCUUCGUGGAAAGACGAGUGACGACUAACGAGCAGGAAAAUUAUAACGUAAUGUAGAAGGAAGUCUUGGAAUACUAAUGUUCCAGGGUAAACAAAGAUCAUACAAAUGAGAGUAGUAAAAGAGAAAAACAAAGUCGACUAAAAAAAAUGGCAACGAGAAUUCUAAAAUUAUUGCGAACUACAAACUUGAAAAGCUUUGACGCAGUCAGUUUAGAAUUGAAAGCGUAACAGACACUUCCGGUCGAGUUGAAAAGUAAUAUUUUCUUCGUGAGCGCGGGAGGUUUUUCUAUCAUCACCGGAAAUCCUAUCAUUUCUGCGCGGCCUGAGCUGUGGAAGGAGAUGAAAUCGAGACUGUGUUGAUCUAAUCUUCGCUCGCCAAAGGAAAUGUCGAGAAGCUAGUCCGAUUAUGGUAGUCUGCAGCAAUUCCACUAUAAAUUCAAUUUCUUUUCUCAGAUCGCGUUCUUAAAUUAUGCAGUUGUUGAUUACAUCCAGAGCUCUCAUUAUUUCAGUGCUGAUCCAUCAAUCUAUUCGGAGAGUCUCGCAGAACACUUACAUUUAAACGAACCAUGAAAGAGGAAUUUUCCUUCGUCAAAAUUCAACCAGGUUGAAUGUGGAUCGCAGAUAAGAUAUCACAGUAUUUUUAGCUAGGCGUGUUCAAACUGUACUGGACAAGUCUUCCAUACGUGUCAUGUUUCGCAUGAAUCAUUUCACUAACUACAAAAGGGCCUUUUUUCGAUUUUGGCUGAGUUCAGUGAGUUGAAAACAGAAUUAAGAAUGUGCAUAUCAUGUCGCACAUACACAAAAUGAUUAGUGGCAAGAAGGAGGGGCAAGUUGGAGAGAGACAUUGCCGAGUCAAGGAUGGUAUGAUGGUUCACGCCAGAUCGCAAAAUCUCGAAAAUAUGAAUUCAGUAUAUUUAUUUCCUCCUGAUAAACUAUUCAUUAUCUCUUGCAGUUAGAAGUUUUCAGGCUUAACUGGACUAACCAACAAAAUAUUAUUUUUUUGACCUUACACUUAACGGGCGCGUUGGUACUCCAGAGUUAAUUCACGGAGUAUUAUUACAAGCCGCUCAUAAGACAUAUUUUAGAUUUUAAAAACCAAUGCAAAUCACUGUAAACUAACUCUCUUGAUACUCGAAACAAGCUAGCAGCAGUACACAUUUUGUAUUAUGGCGGCUUAAUGUUUUUCUUCUGAAUGUUUUCUAAGAAGAUUACCCACAUUGUUUAUUUGUUGAUAAACAAUUAUCAAAGCAGUGUUAUGAUUUCGAAAUAAUCAUAAGUCGAGGCAAGUUCUACCAUCCUCGGAUGAUAACACUUAUCUUGAGCCGAAUCUAACCAUUGAUUUCUUGGAGUUUUUCAGAAAAUAACAAAAAGCUUCCGUCGGUUAGGACACAAAUUAUUAUUAUUGACAAAAAAAAAAUCUCAAUAUACAAAACUGUGAUUUGGCUUUUGGCACACUGUCACUUGCAUAGGCUAAAUGAGUCUUUAAGAAAAAUGAAUUACACACUUCAGAUCUCUAGAUAUCUGCCGGAUUGGGUGGUUUACAUCGAGCUACGAGCGUUUCCAUGAGCACAAUUCACAAUAAUAAUAAUUGAGGGCAACGGUAUUAGUCAAUUUAGAUAUAGCCUUCGCGCUGGGUGCUUGACCAAAACGCGCGUAACGCGCGUGCUAGAAAGGGAAAAGACAGGAAAACGCGUGUAUGACCACUAGAUCGCGUGUACAGGCCUUAAUUAUUUGCGCUCAAUAAAAUCGAGUGUCUCCUGCUCAUACUUUAAGCAAGAUUAAUCUCUUUUGUUGACAGGCUCCACCCUCGGAAGGAACUGGUCGCGCCAUUGUAACAUUACGAAGGUACACUAACCCCUCUCACCGCUUGAGCAAUGGCAAAUGCUGUGAUCACCGAUUUCUCAACUUUGGCCGAUGCCGCCCAUGUGAUGCUUACUUCAAACUAUGUGUGAGUCAGGCAGUUAGUGGGUCUUCUUCAAAAAGCUGUAAUAUUGGUAGAAGCCAGACCGGUGUGGUUGGUGACGAUGACAACCAUGUACUCAACAUCAGAAGAGCGUUUUCUUUCGAAUCUUUUAAGGUAAGUACACGUAUAAAGCAAAACCAUUUUAUUCUUGUCAUCUCUUCCGCGUCAUCUAGUGCAUAAGACCAACAUUUCUUAACUUCACUAAAGUACAGAUAAAAGCAACAAAGGGACAGUUUAUUGGGCGUAUUUGUACUUUUGGAAACACGUUAAACGACCAAGAGAAAAGUUAUGAUGCACCAGGCUUCAUUCUCCAGACUGUUUCAAAAAUAGAUAACUUUUUCAAAGUAGAAGGCACUUUUCUAAAUCAAUAUUCCUACGCCUGAUAUUUCAAAGGUUAGUACGCUUAAAAAAAAACUAUUUUCAUAAACUGGCAUAUUUCACCUAACAAGAUGAUGCAAUUCUCGACAGGUGCUUGCACUGAACGGAAUAUUUUCCAGUGAAAAAGAACUUUUCAUUACAAAUCUGAACACAUCUCAAUAUAAUUAAAAGUCAAUUUCAUGAGGGCAUACUUUUUUAUUUCGCCCAACCAACUCCGUUCUCCUACACUUUUUUUCCGGACACAGGUAACCUGUUAAUAAAAAGUUACCGAAUCAGAGGAACAGCGACAGAACUGUAUGGAUAUUAACAGUUAUUUACUUUAGGCGAAGUGACUAAUUUUGACCAGUCCCCGAGACAAAGCCGAGGGGAUUAUUCAACUACAUAUUCUUUGAGCCCGAGGCAAAUAAUUUUUUUAGUAUUAUUGCUUGGGUGCUUUCGAAUUCUAUUCUAAAUAUUCGUUUUGACGUUGAAACCAUUCUGUUUUAAUUGCUUUGAUUACAUGUAUCGAGGUAACGAGCCAUUAUCACCUCCACGGUAACACUAACAAACCGCGAGGCACCUCGUGCGAGGUGAUCAUAGCGAGAUAUGACGCAAUCCUCGACCAAUCAGAGCGCGUGAAUCUCUAUAAUCACUGGAGCAAUUAUACUGAAUACGAAUAGUCACAAAGCUGAGCUGAGUGAUUGUAUUAUUUCUCAGGGAGCCAUUACCGUUGGGGUGGAAGUCUGGGAUAAGGACAGAUUUACCAGAAAUGAUUACGUAGGCUGCCCGUCCAUAACACUGUGGUCUGUCACUCCGGGGUUGUAUUUGGAUCCCUUAAGAAGAAGCUUGACGCUAAAGAGCAGAUACGUCACCAUGAAGCUCGACUUGGAGUUGUACUGCGACAAAGACUACUAUGGUCCCAGUUGUAGCGUGAAUUGUGUCCCGCGGGAUGACUCGAGUGGACAUUACACCUGCGAUAACCUAGGAAACAAGAUUUGUCUUCAACAUUGGGAAGGGCCGUCUUGUAAAAGAUGCGAGAGAAAUUGGUUUGGUCCUCGCUGUUCUGCAAACUGUGUUCCUCAGGAUAAUGAUUUUCAAGGACAUUACAAGUAAGUCAGGAGACAGAUGUGCUUAUUAAAGUGGUCGGGAAUUUAGGGGGUACGGUUUUAAAGGAACGGUGGUGCUACGUCGGUGGGAGAGCCAACGCUUUCCAUUCAAAUAAUUUACUCUUACCUUUCUCGUUACUAUGUUCCCACAAAUAGCGUAGCUCCAUUUUUUACAGAUAAACUCACACACAACCCACAAUUCCUCCAUUCGCACUGACGAAGGGCUAACGCUCGGAACGUCAACUUAGAAACUCUUUACGGUGACUAUUUUACGUAAUCAACUCAGUUAAUAAAACCAAAUCAUAUAGUCGGAAAUGAGACAGCUUGUGGCAAAAUUUCGAAAAAUAGAGCGAGGGAAAAAUAAAGGAGAACAAAAACCUUUGCCGUUAUACCCUCCCGGCCUCCCGCCCUCCCCGCCUUUUUGUUCUCCUCUUUUCGCUGAGAAUCUAUUUGUAAUCGAGGCUGAGAAAGAAAGGAACAUAGAUGAUGUAAAUUUACAAAAGCAGCCUUCAGAAAGAAUCCAAUAGGAAUUUGGGGAAGGAUUUCUGCAUCACAAGGAAUUUUUCAUAUAUUGGGGGCCCUAUUGCUAUCCUUUAAUAAUCACGUAAAUUAGCUUUUAUGUCUUUGACAACAUGUAUAAAAAAGAAAAUAGUUUUUUCUCAAGAGGCAGGGGCACUAAAGAAUAUCAUGAAAAAGAUCUAUGCAGUCAGGAGAUGAUCCCAUGUAAAUAUUUUAGAGAAGUUGAAAUUAUAGAUAAAACUUUUCCUUUCUUGAAUCACAGAUGCAGGCCGUUGGAUGGUAAGAAAGAGUGCCUACCAUCGUGGUUUGGUUCUGACUGUCGCACACAAUGCAUCUCUCGUGAUGACGACGGCGGACAUUACAGUUGUGCACAAGACGGAAGUAAAACGUGUCUGCCUGGGUGGUAUGGCGAGAACUGCACAGUGUUCUGUGUUCCUCAAAAUGAUGAGAAACUCGGAAAUUACACUUGUGACGAUGAAGGCAAUAUGGUGUGCUUGGACGGCGUCAGUCGCCUCGACUCUAACUGCUCUUGGACUUGUUUGGUCAAUGAAGCCCCAGUAACCUACAACUGUACAGAAGAAGGCUACAAAAUCUGCCAUCCUUCGUGGUUUGGGUCCGACUGUGCCACUUACUGCGAGCCCCACAACGAUGAAAAGCACGGGUAUUACACUUGCAACGUACGUGACGGAAGUAAAAUGUGCUUGGACGGCUGGGAAGGACGUGACUGCCGUGAAAGAAGCGUGGAAUCAUUAUUUACAAUUGAGUAACGAUGGGCUUUAGUGUCGACACUUUAUAAACAGGACCUAGAUGGACGAAUGUUUACGGUUCCUUCGACAGAAAAUAGUCAGUAAUCACUGAAUGAUUAUAGAAAAUAGGACUAAAUGGACACAUCGAGCUCCGCUUUUCAUUUUUUAUGACUUGAACAAUUUUUUUAUAAGUUAUAGCUCCUGCCAAGUACUGCAAACCAAGUAAAAUUAAAAUUCGCUUUUUAUGAUGAAAGUAUUUGAAGCUGUCUUGUACAUUACCAUCAACGUCUAAUUUAAUAUGCAUCACCGCAACAGACUUGGGG
This is a messenger RNA of Pocillopora meandrina, 5440 nucleotides long. The record is from the annotation of a GenBank genome assembly. Lineage: Eukaryota; Metazoa; Cnidaria; Anthozoa; Scleractinia; Pocilloporidae.